Messenger RNA from Haplochromis burtoni (Burton's mouthbrooder), 9204 nucleotides. RefSeq names its product protein tyrosine phosphatase non-receptor type 20 (gene ptpn20). The transcript has 47 exons. Gene Ontology annotation, molecular function: protein binding; protein tyrosine phosphatase activity. Gene Ontology annotation, cellular component: cytoskeleton. Bases 248 to 7324 code for a protein of 2358 amino acids. Lineage: Eukaryota; Metazoa; Chordata; Actinopteri; Cichliformes; Cichlidae. Gene Ontology annotation, biological process: protein dephosphorylation. The record is from RefSeq and is a predicted model, not a curated record.
AAGUUUCAGAUCUUCAGCGUGGUGAGUGUGGUAAUAGUGCAAAUGAAUGGGGCACCAUGUAUAGUUAAUGUCAUUGAUGAAUUGCCUGCCAGAACCGAGCAGCCUUCAAAGCGAGGACAUCAAAACAACAAUGCGAUGAUCACGAGGAUUACUUUGAAUCCCUGGGAGUAUUGAAGAUAAUACUAAGGAUCAGACCGCUGACACAGGUUACAUAUGGUACCAGGUGCAUACGUGGAGUGUGUGCAGAAUGAGCAGCACGUUUGUUACAUUAGCUGAAGUACUGGAGGCACGAGGGGGACCUCUGCUGGAGGAGGAGGUCUGGUCCUUGCUGCUGGGCACUGCAGAGUCUUUAGUGGAUGUCUCUUAUAAGGGUCAAAACAAUAUGUGCAGUAUCAUAAGCCCCACCUCCUUGCUGCUGUCAGCCACUGGUACCUUAGCAUUUAAGAACUGUGGCCUAUCAGAUGAGGUUUCCACAUUCGCCGCUCCGGAGAUGCUGCAGGGCCGUGCCAGCUCAACCAAACCUGCCACAGAGAGGAUGCUGGUGUAUUCACUGGGUAUGACACUCUACUGGUCAGUUGAUUUUCACCUACCUCAAAAUCAGCCGGUUCAGUUGAGUGACCAUCUAAACAGCCUCCUCCUCAGCAUGUGUGAGGACCUGUCUCACCGCCGGGUAAACCUCAACUCCAUCCUGGAAGCCUGCGAAUCCCAGCUCAAAGCCUCCAUCCUGCUGCCCCCCGCCAAAGUCAUCAGGCAGCUGGUGGAGGAGGUUUUUCAUGAAUCAAUGGACCAGACAUCUCUGCCAGACAGCAAUGUCCCUCUGAGCGGCAGAAGUCUGAUGAUCAGAGAAAGACUUCAUGGAAAGAGAGGGCCAUUUUCAGAUUUCAGCGAAGGAAGUGCUGAAGGUAGAAGAUAUUCAACGGACUCUGACUCAAAGUCAGGGAGUUUACCUCAAAGACCAUGGAGACAAAGACCGAGAAGCUCUCCCACAUCGUUGUACCAAUCUUCUUUAGAAAGAAUCCCUCGUGGGGUUCGUCACAGGGACAGCAACUGCAGUUGGCUCGGUAGGAGUCCCCAUCACGACAUCUCUCCGAAGACAUCAGGCAGAUCUCACAGUCCUUCCAUCACAUUCAGCGACUCCUCGCUUAGUCUGAGCCAGAGAAAAUCUAAGGCAUUGGGUCCCGAGUUCGUCAGAAUGCCAGAUGAGCAACAAAUUGUUCUUGAGCUUCCAGGAUCUAUUGUGUCCAGAAAGGGCCGUUCAUGUUCGUCUCAGAGAGAAGUGACUGUUGUGAUGCCUAAUGGACAGUACGUGGUGGUUCGCUGUGAUAUUAAGUCCAGAGCAAGAGAUGUGUUUGACAUGGUGGUCGCGCACGCAAACUUGGUGGAACACUUUUACUUUGGUCUUGCCUUCCUAGAUGAUGAUGAAUAUUUCUUUUUGGAACAUGAAACAAAAAUCUCCAAAGUUGCCCCUGACAGUUGGAAAAAAGGGCAGAUAUCAUCUUUUUUGGUGUUUCUUCGAGUCAAAUUUUUUGUUGAUGAUAUCUCCUUCAUUCUGCACAAACUGACUCGUCACCAGUACUACUUACAGCUGCGUAAGGAUAUCUUGGAGGACAGGCUUUACUGUAAUGAGGAGACAGGCUUAUUCCUGGCUGCUCUUGCGCUGCAGGCUGAGUUUGGUGAUUACAUGUCAGAGUUAUAUGGCAAGAACUAUUACCAACCAGAGCACUAUGUGUCCAAGAGGAUGCUUGAGAAGCUUGCCCUGCCCAGCGUCAAGGAAGAGUUGCCAAGACUACAUGCAAGUCAUGCACAGAUGCUGCCAGAAGAGGCAGAAAUGGAGUACCUAAAGAUUGCACAGCAGCUACCAGAGUAUGGAGUUAUGUUCCACCGUGUGGGGCGAGAGAAAAGGUCGGUGGUUGGAGAGUUGGUCUUGGGAGUCUGUGCCAAAGGAAUCAUCGUGUACGAGAUGAAGAACCACGUCCGGACUGUUACCAGACGCUUCCUCUGGAGGGAAACUGACUCCAUAUCCACUGGGCGGCGUAAACUGAUUAUAGAGUGUGGUGGCCCCAGUGGGAAAAAGCAUGGUUUUGUAACGGAAAGCUCAAAAAUAGCACAAUACCUCCUGAACCUUUGCUCAGCACAGCACAAGUUUCACAGCGAGAUGACGUCACGACAGCUAAACCACACCUUAAUCCCAGAUGAAAACAUGGAAAAGUACAUAUCCGCCUACAGGGGUCGUAACCUGAACUUAAGGCGGAUAUCCUGCUCAGAGGGCAUGUUGAACCAUGUAGGAUUGGCGCCCGGUCAACCAGACUCCCUGUCCAAGUCCUGUGACGACCUGACUGCCAAAUUGGAGGCUCGGCUCCGCCAACAGAGAGAGAUGAGGAGAGAGAUGAGUAGAGAGCUGAACAAGGAUCUGCCCGAAACGGGAGACCUCAGGGAUGUAAAAGAGCGACAGUGUUGGAGUACGCCAGAGCUUCUUCCCAGGAUGAUGUCCAGUAUGUCACUACAGAAGCAGGACUCUGAUGCCUCAUCCUCUAUUCGAGUUGAUACACCAACCCGGACCCCACCAGAGAGAGAGAUAGUCUGCGUGACCCUGAAGAAAGAUCCCAAACUGGGAUUUGGCUUUGUGAUAGUGGGAGAGGACAAUACAGGCAAACUUGACCUUGGGAUCUUCAUUGCUUCCAUUGUGCCUGAUGGCCCUGCAGAGAAAGAUGGACGAAUUAAACCAGGUGGACGUCUCAUCUCACUAAAUAAGACUAGUUUGGAAGGAGUGACAUUCAGUGAUGCUGCUGCCAUCUUACAGAGCAGCCCCGAUGAGGUGGAGCUCAUUGUGUCCCAGCCUAAGCAGUCACUGAAGGACAGACAAAGUUCUUUGAGUCAGAGUACUCUUGGAUUAGCGUUGGAGAGGAACUUUGGGUCACAGACUACCCUGAGUAGCACAGAGUACCGUCCCGGAGUGGAGGAACUCGAGGAGGUCAUCACAUUGUCCAGCAUGGCAACUCCAAAACACAACAGGAAGCUUCACAUUCCUGUGGUGCGAAUACACGAUGCCCAGGACGUUUACUCUCGGUCGCCCUCUAUCUUGAGCCUUAAAACAGGCGAGCGGUUUGUAGUGGAGCUGAAGAAAAGCAGUGGAAGCCUUGGCAUCAGUGUUGCUGGAGGAAUUAACACUAAUGUGCAUGAUGGAGGCAUUUACAUCAAGAGUCUGGUGCCUGGAGGUGCUGCUGAGCAGGAUGGUCGCAUUCAAAUUGGUGACAGACUGCUGGAGGUUGACAGGUCCAACCUGAGGGGCGUGACUCACCAUCAAGCUGUCGAGUUCCUGAAGAGGACUGGGGAGGUGGUGAGCCUGCUGCUCGAGAGGGAGCCCACAGUAAUUCUGGAGCCUAGACCUGACUCGCCCUGCCCUACCUUGGUCCACAGUGCAUCACACACACAGCCCCUCAGGACUGAAGUCUCCAUGGAAACGACCUUGAGUGGUCGAGCCAAGGACUACAGCUUUGUAACGGAUGAAAACACACGUGAGGUGGUGCUGAGGAAGAGCUUGUCUGGCCUCGGCUUCAGCUUUUAUAUCUCCCAGCUGCACUCAGGACCAGACCGCAGCAGCGUGGUCCGCAUCAAACGUCUGUUCCCAGGUCAGCCAGCGCAGGAAAGUGGCCUGCUGCGGGAAGGAGACAUCAUCCUGACUGUCAACAAAGAGCCUCUCAAGAAUCUUCCCUAUCAGAGGGUUUUGCUUUUGCUACGUGGUGCUCCUUCUGAGGUUCAUCUGCUGAUCUGCCGACCUGGACCAGGAGCACUGAAUGAUGGAGAUAAUAACUCACUGACUCUUACAUCCCUCCGUGAUGCUCGAUCGCGGUCUCUGGACAUCAGGUUGGGGGAGGACUACAGCGAGCUCCUCAAAAAGCCCUCCAACCAGGAGGAGGAGCCGACCAGCAAAACAGAGAAAAACUCAGAACUUCCUGCAGCUUCACAACUCCCAGAGAGCCAGGAGGAGCUCAAGGCAGAAGUGCAGACACAACAGACUCCACCAUCUUCCCCUCGCUCACCUCCUUCACCAACAUCACCUACAUCUCCUCCUUCACCGGUCUCGCCAGCAUCACCUGCCUCACCUACCUCGCCUGGCUCUGGGUCUCCACCUGCUCCAACAGAGGCCCAACUAGCUGCUGGGAAGCUCGAGCAACAAAAGGAAGCAGAAGCAGAAAAGAAGAGCAAAGAUGUGGAGGAGGAGGACGCAACAACCUCAAGCUCUACUGUGAUGCUUAUUGAUGUCUGUCCUAAGACUGGCUCCAACUCUGUGUAUACCAGUGGAGUCAGAGAGGAGGCAGAUGGAAGUGUCACCUAUUGCCUCAUGGGAAAUGGACUCACUAUCAUGGCAGAUGAAGAGUACCUGACCAUCAGCUCCACACUGGAGCCUCCUCACAUGCUUCCCACUGCUAGCACUCAAACAGCCAACUUUAGCUCUCAAACAUCAAGUAGCUUGCAGUAUCCACACCCCAACCCCACCACCUUGGCCCUCAACCUCUUAUCUGACACCCCCACCACUUGUUCCCUGGCACAUCCCUCCCAGCCACUCACAACACAGCCCCCUAAAACCAAGCACCACCCAAUCCAGCAGGGGCUUCUUCCAAGUCACUACAAAGCCAUGUCCAAGAUCAGCCGCCCCAUGGUGCCCCCGCCUCAACCUCCACCACUGACCCCUAUCACAGCUCAGAUUAUCUCUGUGGCUCCCUGUCCUAGUCCACCUCCCCCAGUGCUGCCCCCCACACUGCUGCCCCCGGCUGCUCCGAUCCAAUUUAGAGAAGAACCAGAAAAGAAAGAAAAGGAAUACAAAGAUUACGAUGAUGACGAAUAUGAUGAGGAAGAGGAAGAGAGUCGAAGAAAGGGAUUGGUUAAAGAAUUUGAGCUGUCAGUGGUUCUGACUAAGUCCAGAAGUGGAAGCUUUGGGUUCACCAUCACUCGAAGCAAACUAGACAACUGCUACUACAUACAGGAAAUAUUGGACAAUCCAGCCAAGGCAGAUGGACGACUCAGGGCAGGAGACAGGCUCGUCACAGUAAAUGGCCACGAUGUUACCAGUGUGGCAGAUGACGUUGCCAUGACUAUUCUCAGGUCAUCUCCAAGGAGACUGAGUAUGACAAUAGGGAGAGCAGUGAGCAACCUGGUGGCUCCACCCUCUUGUGACAGCCUGCCUGAUAUUGUCCUACACAAGACACCUUCAGGACAGCUGGGAAUAAAGCUGACAGGUGGCAUUGGUAGUAAAUGGCAGGGCAUCUACUGUCUGGAGGUGGUGCCAGGUUCCCCUGCCAGCGAGGAGGGUAGUGUCCAACCCAAUGACAAGAUCCUGUACAUCUGUGGAAGGUGCACGCUGGGAAUGACACUAGAGGAUGCAGUCAAAGCUUGUGAGAUCGCUCCACGUAAAGUGAAACUAAAAGUCAUCAGGGAAGAGCAGCCAGUGACCCCCAGGGGUAAGUGGAACGGUCUGUUUGACUGGAAAAAGGACAGGAAGUCCUUUGCUCGUUUUGAAGAGCCAGUAUCCCCAGAGAAAGACUCUCCUACUGAAGAUGCUGAAGCUGUGUAUCAGACUGCUGGACAAUUCAGAUGUCUCUCUCUCGGCCAAGAACAGGAUAAUUGCAUCAUGCAAGUGGAGUUCACUAAACCAGAAGGAGGAGGUCUCGGUUUUGCAUUGGUCGGGGGAACAAAUGGCAGCAUGCUCAGGGUGAGAGAAAUUUGCUCAGGUGGAGUAGCUGAGCAGGACGGUCGCCUGAGAGUGGGAGAUAUUCUGUUAGAGGUGAAUGGUGUGAUUGUGUCUGGACUGAGCCACAGUAAGGUGGUGGAAAUCCUGCGCAAAGCUGAAGGGACUGUGCAGCUCACCAUCUGCAGAGACGUCCUGCCCCUGACCUACUCCGAGUCACCUACACCGCCCAACAUGUCAGCUCAAACUGAAGCUAUUUUAGCUGAGCAGCCUGCUCUUGUGUCCAACCCUGAUAAUUGCUCUUCACCUGACCUCAUGCUGAACAGGCCAGUGGACCGUCCCCCUGAGGCAACGUCAGACCCUGUGGUUAAUGAAGCAGAUGUUGUUCUAACAUCGCCCCCUCCCUCACCUCACCUACUGACAGUUGUAACCGAUGAGACUACAGGUAAACAGGAGAGCUGUAACAGCACCCCUUCUCAUCAAGCUUGCUGCCCAUCCCUCAAUGUCACUGACAUGUUGCAUGGAGCUUCUGACAGGAAACAAAUUGUGAGCAAACUUUUGGACCACUCCUGCAAAGACAUCCGGAAACCCCAGUCAGACGGCUGGAGCAGUGAAGAUGAUGACGACGAUGUAUUCAGCACCAAAGGUCAGGAAAUGGCCUCAUCCCAAACAGGCCCUCCCAUAGUAUCAGAGGAGGAACUGGCCAGUCUAGCUCUUAUUACCCCUGCAAAGACCAGCCAGUACUCAGGCUCCAGAGUCAAAGCUCUCAUCCAGAUUCUCCAGCAUCAACUGGACCAGCAGGAACUGGUCAAAGAGUUCAUGGCUCUGGAGCAUCUGAAGCCUUCUGACAACUGCCUAGUGGGAAAAGCUCCUGAGAACAGAGACAAGAACCGCUACAGAGACAUCCUACCCUACGACAAAACUCGUGUUGUGGUUGGAGAGAAUCAGGACUAUAUCAAUGCCAGCUACAUCCGCAUGCAAGUUGGCGAUGAAGAGUUCUUCUACAUCUCCUGUCAGGGCCCUUUACCUUCUACUGUGCAAACCUUCUGGCAGAUGAUCUGGGAAAAUAAAUCCGAUGUCGUUUCCAUGAUGACCCAGGAAGUAGAGCGGGGAAGGAUUAAAUGUCACAAAUACUGGCCAGAGAAGCUGGGUGUGCCUUUGGAUGUAGGCAGGUACCAGCUUCACCUCGAGAACCAACAGUACCUGGAAUACUUCCACAUCAAGAUCAUCCGUAUGGUGGAGAGUGAGACUGCCGAAACACAUUUUGUUCGACACCUGAAGUUCACACACUGGCCUGACCACGGUGUGCCGCACUCCUCCGAGCAGCUGGUUCGCUUCAUCCGCUACCUGAGGGCGGUGCACCAUAAAGGGCCUGUCACUGUGCACUGCAGCGCUGGCAUCGGACGUACAGGAGUUCUUAUUUGUACUGACAUCAUCCUUAGCCUCAUCGAGAAUGAUUUGCCUAUUAAUGUAAGCAACAUUGUGAAAGAGAUGAGACUUCAGCGGCACGGGAUGAUUCAAACCAAGGAGCAAUACCUUUUCUGCUACAAAGUCUGGUUGGAGGUUUUACAGGGGAUUUUACAGCUUCACGGCAGCCAGUGGCAACCAGAAGACCCAAGAGACCACAAAGUAGUUUGAGAAUGUUUCCACCAUACCUGUAAGAAACAAGCUGUGAAUGUUCGACCGCGUGCAGUCGCGCCCAGCAGAGCGAUACGUUGAUGAUACAGUUUUCUUUGGCUUCCUUUAGUUUAGCUGGCUAUAAUAUGCAAUCUGUACUUCUCAGCUUUGCUACAAUGAUUUCAACUGACUUUGUCUGUGUAUGUGUUCUUGGUGCUGUGAUUAUCUCACGUUAUUUUAGAUCACUGAGGUUGUUUUGCCUUUUCAGGUUUAGUGAUUUGCCUUCUGUCUCAAACAUUGUGUUUUUUUAAAUCUAAUCUUUUUUCUCCAUGUUCUUUACAUUUUUAUGUUGCAUGUUAUUUUAAAUCCGGUAAUAUUUACAUCUUGGCAGUAAUGUCAUCAAAGUGCACAAGUGUAAGAUCAUCAUACCAAAAUUAGUGUCUGUUUCAAACCUCGAUGACUAGCGUUUGAUUCAAGGUUGUGUUAUCAUUUCAUUUAAGUGCAUUUGUACCCUGCAGAAAAGGGUAUUAGCAAAAGAACAUUAUUGAUUGUCUUUAAUUAAUCAUCUAAGGGAAUGAAAAGCAUUAAGUGCCUUGGAAAGAUACGCAUCACUUGCUCCAUACUGACCCCAGCCCACUUGUCUGAAGCGGUCAGGGACGGAGGACAAGAAACAGAUUUGAGAGCAGCUGAUAGUGGUUGGAGUGAACGAGCAGCUUUUGGUCUGUUUGUAAGGUGGACUUUGGUUAAUUCAAACCAGAGGAACAUUACAUCUCAGCUUUUUGUUAAGUUGUAACUCUGAAACAGUGUGGUGUUCGCACACUGCCUUCCAGUCUUUUUUUUCUUUUUAAUUUGUGUGCUCAUUUUAUACAAUAUCUAUCACAAAGAACAUUUUAUUAAACAUUAUCACAACUUGCGCAUCCCAAAUACAGAUAAAGAAUGACCCCACAUAACAAAUUUUUGAAAAUUCAUAAAUUUUCAAUUCACUAUUUUGCUAAAAUUUGAACACUAAAUAUUCCCUUUUUUUUGUAAAAUGUACAAAAAUGAUUUAGAUGUAAUUUAAAUUAUUAGUUGCUGGGCUAUUACAUGUAAGUUGUUACGUGAUAGCAUAGUUUCUCUGUAUUCUUUGGCUAUUUUAAUACAAACUCAGCCAAAAAUGCAAAAAAUAUUCCCAGGUUUACAAACUUUCCAUUUUGCCACUUUAGAUAUUGUACAAAGCAACGGUCAAAGUCAAAUCUAAAAUGAUUUCUAGCUGCUGGUUUGAACCUCAACCUUUGGAUGUCACUGCUUGUGAGCUUUGUUCCUGUAGCUGCUAACAAACACACACCAGCUUUCUUAUUGCAUGCAGACUCUUACAGUACAGCCUGGAGUUUGACAAAAUGACUUGAACAUGAUCAAAAUGUGGAAUGUAACAAAGCAAUACUCCUGAGGAGGAGGGAAACUGAAUGUCUGGAUCGGUUACCCAGUUUUCCAAACUGUUUGGAGCAUGUUGGUUAGACAUAUGCAGUACUGUACUUUUGCCAUGUGGAUGGCCAUGCAGAGCCAUCAGCCUCUGUACUGUGUAUGAAACAUCUUUUCACUCCACGCUGGUUGGUUGGUUGGUUUCCAACGAUAGCUAACCCUCUGUUAUGUGCAAGUUCGCGUUCUAUUUGAAACUCGUUGAUAUAUUUGAAAAUGGUUAUUCUUGAAAGAACAAAAGAAAAGCACAUUUUGCAUUCAUCUGUGAAAAUGCAUCUUGUACAGUUAAGCAAGUGCUUAUGCGUAGCAUUGUGAAAUAUAAUAACCUCUGAUUGCACAACUGCUUAUUUAUGCUGAAUUAAUAUCUUGUCACUGUACCAGCCACUAUGUAACCAAUAACUGAGAACAAUGUAAUACCUCUCUCUUUAAUUAAAAGCUAUUCUGAA